Molecule: messenger RNA, 3262 nt
Organism: Phasianus colchicus (ring-necked pheasant)
Lineage: Eukaryota; Metazoa; Chordata; Aves; Galliformes; Phasianidae
Source: RefSeq, a predicted model, not a curated record
ACUAGUCACUGCAUAGUCCCUGUCCACUUGGUUCUAGUAGGAUGCUGAGGGGAAGAAUAUCAGUGUAAAGGUGGGGAGAUGGCUAUGAGAGGCAGCUUGCGUGGAUCCAUCAGCCCAAUGCUUCCAUCAUGUGGUGGUUCCCUGGAGGAACCUAGUUCAGAAGUCACACUUGAGUGUCUCUACAACACAGUGCAGAGCCUCCUGUAAGGGCGAAUCUUUGUUUCUGAGCAGCUUUGCAGGCUGGUGGAAGUGCUCUGAGAUUGGUGGCCCAUGUCCUUGGUGCAUUGCUCUAGCAUGAGGGGAGGGGAGCAAGGGAUGGAGGCUAGUCAUCUACUCCAUGGGAAAGGUACCCAAACUUGAACACUGUGGCUACUUUUGGUUCCCAUGCAGUGCUCGUGUUCAUGUUUCAUGUUCACAGAGCUAAGACAGCUGACUGCUCACAGUCUUCCCUGAGGGACUUGCCUGAAACUUGCUUAUGCUCUCCUUGGGUUUUUCUGCAAGGAACUCGUUCAUUUGUCACUCAAGCACUUGCAUUACUUCACUUGGAAACCUCUGUUUCUCUUCAUGUUAACUAUGGCUUUGUGGUUUUUUGUUUUUUGUUUUUUUUUUCUUCCUGCUGCUCACUCGGUUUCUUCCUCAUUCUAGGUCUGGGGCCCCUUUCUUUUUUUGGAGGACUGCUGCCCUGUGGUUUAACCUCUUUGCAAGGCAGCUCCAGGGAAAUCUCUUUGCAGACUGAGAGAUUCAGCCUUUCACUCACCCUAUCAACACAUCUCACCCUCUAGGACUCGUGUGUCUUACAGACAAAUCUGUUAACCAACAUUUGGUUCAUGGGACUUUUCUUUGUGUUCCUUCAACUCACUUUCUGCACUGACCUGAAGCAAUGAAGUGAAAGGAGAGCUGCUACCUGGAGGACUCGGUGGGGCAGCAGAGCAUGUAGUUCUGUAGAGAGCUGGGGAAAAUGACUGGAGAAUCUUUGGAAAGGGUAAUAAAGAGUUGGUUUAACUUUAGAGCCAAAUGUGGCCUAUGGAUUUGGUACUGAAGGAAAAGUGAAGUGGGUGAAUGCUGCUCCUGGCUGCUGAGGGUGGCUGCUGUCUGUUUCUGAAUGUACUUUAGUCUCUAUUUUUCUGAGAAACUGGCUUGAACUGGGAGAGGCAGGCAGCUUAGGAGAAUCUGCAGGGUGAUACCUCUCAUCUACAGGCCAUGAAGUGAAAGCAAGAGUCCUGAUGUAGCGGGGUUGUGGUGAUUUCACUACCCCAUCUAGCUCUCAACAUUUCUGGGUGGCUAAUCCUGAGCAGACCCAGCCUUGCCCAAACAGGACACCAGUCCCAUCUCGAGCUCUUAGUCUUGUUUUACAGUAUCUGCUGUGCUGUGUGCAUGAUGCUACAGGAAGUCUGCAGCAGCAUGUUUGCUGCUAUCUGUAAUAUCCAAGAGAAAAAUUUGUCACAGCCACAUCUGAAUCAGCUUAAAACCCUUUGGCUGACAGGGGCGGGAGCGCCUGGGCUGUGGGAGGAGGACAAGAGCUGUUUGGGCUCUUGUCUCCAUGGGAUCCCCUACACACACAUGCUGCAUCUGCUGUGGAUAGGGCUGGUGAAUAUUUCCAGUGCCAUUUCCAUCCGCCUCUUGCUUGUGCUGUGGGUAUGUGGGUGCACCUCAGCAGCUUUGGGGUUGCGUCACUUGCUGGUAGCAUGGUGCUACCCAGCAGCAGCUCCGUUGUUUUGAGUGGUUUUUUUUUCUUAAUAAAAACUUAACAUCUAGUGUUAAAAUACUUUACGUGGGGAGGAGCUGCAAAUAUUUUCCUGUGUGGUGACUGAGGUGAAAAGAAGAUGCUAGCACUGAAUGGCUUGCUCAGGGAUGGCUCUCCUAUGUGCUGCUGGUGGCUGAAUGUUGGUGGGGUGAUGCGUUAUGCUGCGGGCUCCUUCCAGCAGCACUCCCCAAGGGCAGAGCUGCUCCACUCCUGCAGGGCUGCCUGGCCUGCCCUAGCCAAGGGAGGUGCAUGGGGGCUCUUGCACACCAUUGGUCUGAGAAGGUCUCCAUGCCCUUAAAGAGAAGGUGGAUUUUCUGCUGAGCCACCCGAGAAGCCCUUUUAUACCUCCUUCCCCGGCCAGCUGCUUGCGGCUUGCCAGUCAGUCCUGGCCGGCCAGCGGGGCUCUCUUUCCUCCUCCGGACUCGGGUUCACAACCAUCUAAAGCAAGAUGUCUGAUGAAGAGAAAAAGAGGAGGGCAGCCACUGCCCGGCGGCAGCACCUGAAGAGUGCUAUGCUCCAGCUUGCUGUCACUGAAAUAGAAAAGGAAGCAGCUGCUAAAGAAGUGGAAAAACAAAACUACCUGGCAGAGCAUUGCCCUCCUCUGUCCCUUCCAGGAUCCAUGCAGGAACUUCAGGAACUAUGCAAAAAGCUUCAUGCCAAGAUAGAUUCAGUGGAUGAGGAAAGGUAUGACACAGAGGUGAAGCUACAGAAGACUAACAAGGAGCUGGAAGACCUGAGCCAGAAGCUGUUUGACCUGAGAGGCAAGUUCAAGAGGCCACCCCUGCGCCGGGUGCGCAUGUCGGCUGAUGCCAUGCUGCGUGCCCUGCUGGGUUCCAAGCACAAGGUCAACAUGGACCUCCGGGCCAACCUGAAGCAAGUCAAGAAGGAGGACACGGAGAAGGAGAAGGACCUCCGUGAUGUGGGUGACUGGAGGAAGAACAUUGAGGAGAAAUCUGGCAUGGAGGGCAGGAAGAAGAUGUUUGAGGCCGGCGAAUCCUAAGCACUGGUCUCUCCACUCUUGCCAUUUCCACCCUCUUCCAUCCCCUCCUGAGCAUGGCCACAGCUGUGAGCAUGGCCACCUCCCUGCCCUGAACCUCAACAUGUCCUCACCAUGCAUUGAACCCACUGACUGGGUGCUGUUUCUCUGAUUUUGUGAAGAGCUGCAGUCUGGAAGCAGCGGUGUAAAUAAAGCUUUCAUGGGAGAGGGGGAUGUGGCCUGCCGUGAUGGGGCUGAGGGUGCUUAGGGCUGUGGGAACACACUGAGGACACCCAUCUCCAUUGGCAGGCUGCUUGACUUGAUGGUCAGCAGCACAGGGGAUUCCCCCACCUCCCUCUCUCUUGGCCUCCAUCUUGUCAUGGGGUAGAAAGGCCUCUCUUCUAAGCUGGAGAUCCAUUCUCUAACUCAUAGCCUGCCCUCAUGUCCCCCAUUUCAGGAGCUUCCCUUCAGAAGCUACCAGGGCAGACAGAAGGGAGGGAUGGAGACUGGGGGGUGGUGAGGAACCAUCUGCCAGAGGAAGG